Cynara cardunculus var. scolymus (artichoke) is the source of this 532-nucleotide messenger RNA. RefSeq names its product auxin-responsive protein SAUR50-like. The transcript has a single exon. The coding region runs from base 6 to 395 and encodes 129 amino acids. Lineage: Eukaryota; Viridiplantae; Streptophyta; Magnoliopsida; Asterales; Asteraceae. Gene Ontology annotation, biological process: response to auxin. The record is from RefSeq and is a predicted model, not a curated record.
CUAAAAUGGCAAAGUUGGGAAGUAGUAGUAGUAAUGGUAAGAAAAACAAUGGCAUAAAGAAGCUUAUGCAAAAGGGUCUUUUCUUGACCAAGAAAAGAUCAGAAUCGUUUUCUGGCCAAGAAACGGUCCCAAAAGACGUUAAAGAAGGUCACUUUGCAGUCAUAGCAUCCGAUGAUUACAAUGAAAGGAAGUUUAUUGUUCCUAUCGCGUACCUUCGUUGUCCUUCGUUUCUAAGACUCUUAGAGAGAGCAGCCGAAGAGUAUGGGUUCGACCAUGAAGGUGCACUUAUGAUCCCUUGUCCACCGAGCGAGCUACAAUGGAUCCUAGAGGAACAAAUGGGAUCUCAAGAAGGUGGAGAUUGGAAUUCAUGUAAAACCAUGGUGGAAAGUUGUUAGAAAUUAUAAGCAAUUACAUUUUUUUUUAUAGGAAAGUUAAUGUAAUCUUAUUUACUUUCUUUUUCACGUGCUUAUUAUUGGUAUAUCUGUAUGUAAAUUCAGAUGAGUAACGGUGAUUCAUGCCUUUCCAAUGUACC